AUGAAAUCAUCAUCAUCGCCCGAUGCAAUCGUCAUCAAAGACCUCGUGCUCAUCGGCGGUGGACACGCGCACGUGUACGUGCUCAAGGCGCUGGCGAUGCGACCGAUGGCGGGGGUGCGCGUGACGCUCAUCGCGAAGGAUUUGCACACGCCGUACAGCGGCAUGCUCCCGGGCCUCGUCGCGGGACACUACGAGCGAGACGAGACGCACGUCGAUCUGCAACCGAUCUGUCGAGCGGGAAAAUUUCGAGUGAUACACGAUGAGGCGAUCGGGAUCGAUCACGAGGAGAAGCGGGUGGUGCUGCGGAGCGGACGACCGGGGGCGCGGUUCGACGUCCUGAGCGUGGACGUGGGAAUAACGCCGAGCGCGGACGUGCGAGGGGCGAACGAGCACGCGACGGCGGUGAAACCGGUGAGUGGAUUUAACGCGCGGUGGGAAGCGAUGCUGAGGCGGGUGAUCGAGGGUGGGAAGCACUGCGAGGUGGUGGUGGUCGGCGGCGGCGCGGGCGGCGCCGAGCUCGCGCUCUCGAUGCGACACCGCAUGCGAGAGGAGUGUAAGCGACGAGGGAUGAACGAAGAUUUAGCGUCGUUCACGCUCGUAACGCGAGGAAAGUUGAUGCCGUCGCACGCGCCGAGGGUGAGGAAUACGUUUUUGCAGGUGUUCGAUGACGCGGGCGUAAAAGUGAUUGAGGACGACGGCGUGGUAGAGGCUGGAGAGGGCUUUGUGACGCUUCAGAGCGGUCGAAAGAUUGAGGCUAAUGAGGUGAUAUGGUGCACGCAAGCGGGCGCGGCGAAGUGGUUGAAAGAUUCCACGGAUUUAGCGCUCGAUGAGAACGGUUUCAUCACGGUGAACGCCACGCUCGAGUCCACUUCGCACAAGGACAUCUUUGCCGCCGGUGACGUGGCCAAUGUUCUGAAGCAUCCGCGACCGAAAGCUGGGGUUUUUGCCGUCCGUCAAGGUCCGCCACUCGAUAAGAACCUACGACGGGCACUCUUGGGGGAAUCUCUCGUCGAUUUCACUCCGCAAAAGCUAUUUCUCGGAUUAUUAACCACCGGCGGUAAGCACGCCGUGCUGUCGUACGGUAACGUCGCCAUGGGUGGAGUCGGUCCGAUAGGCGAGCGUUUGUGGAGAUGGAAGGAUAAGAUCGAUCGGAAGUGGAUGAAGAUGUACCAGGAGAUGGAGGAGAUGGCUGAGGCAGAGGUGGAGUCGUCCGCCUUGGCGCUCUCCGCUGGGGCAGAGACCAUGGCGGCGAUUCGUGCUGUGCCGAUGCGAUGCGGUGGGUGCGGCGCAAAGGUCGGUGCGACGGUUUUAUCUCGAGUGAUGAAACGUCUGGAGCCGAUUCCCACGAAUCCCAACGUCGAGGUUGGCAUCGAUCAACCGGACGACGCCGCUGUUGUCGCCGUGCCAGAGGGCAUGGUCGGCGUGCAAACGGUGGAUUACUUCCGAGCCUUCGUCGAUGAUCCCUAUAUUUUCGGUCAAAUUGCCGCUGUGCACGCCCUUGGAGACUGCUGGGCCAUGGGCGCGGAUCCGCACGCCGCGCUCGCCAUCGCAACAGUUCCGUAUGGAUUGGAGGCGCAAGUGGAGGAGACGCUGUAUCAAAUCAUGGCGGGCGCCUGCAGUAUCCUGCGCGACGCCGGUUGCGCCUUGGCCGGUGGCCACAGCUCGGAAGGCGCUGAACUCUCGCUCGGAUUCUCCGUGCACGGCGCCGCGCCGCGUGAAAAGCUCAUGAAGAAGGGCGGGAUGAAGCCCGGGCACAAAAUCAUAGUCACCAAGCCCAUUGGCACCGGAACGUUGUUCGCGGCGGACAUGCGCGCAAAGGCUCAAGGGCGAUGGAUUUCCAACGCCCUUGACUCGAUGCGUCAACCGAGUGCGACGGCCGCUCGAACGCUCUUCGAUCACGGCGCGACGGCGUGCACUGACGUCACCGGUUUCGGCUUGCUCGGACACCUCGUCGAGAUGUGCAAGGGAAGCGGCGUCGCGGCCGUCCUGGACAUGGAUGCCGUCCCAAUCUUACCAGGCGCUUUGGAAUGCGUUGAGUUGGGGAUCACGAGUUCGCUGCAGCCUGCGAACGUGCGUCUGGCUCGAGCCGUCGCGAAUCCCACCGCGGUAUCUGGUGCCAAACGAUAUCCGCUUCUGUUCGAUCCACAAACCGCGGGCGGUAUGCUCGCCUCCGUGCCGAGCGAUCGCGCCGAAGACACUGUUGAGGCACUUAAACGCGACGGGUACGUACACACGGCCGUCAUAGGAGAAGUCUUAGAGUGCCUCCCAAAGGCUGCGACCGCGCCCGAGCAAGUCGUCUUCGUCGCCGCCGCGAACGUCCCGUUCGACGGCGUCUCGAACGCUCGCCCUCAAAAAAUCGUCUCGUGCGGCACCGACGCGUGCAAUUUGUGA
Ostreococcus tauri is the source of this 2391-nucleotide messenger RNA. Its product is annotated as Pyridine nucleotide-disulphide oxidoreductase family protein, N-terminal. NCBI's taxonomy places the organism in Eukaryota, Viridiplantae, Chlorophyta, Mamiellophyceae, Mamiellales, Bathycoccaceae. Gene Ontology annotation, biological process: L-selenocysteine biosynthetic process. The coding region runs from base 1 to 2391 and encodes 796 amino acids. Gene Ontology annotation, molecular function: selenide, water dikinase activity; ATP binding; oxidoreductase activity. The transcript has a single exon. Gene Ontology annotation, cellular component: cytoplasm. The record is from RefSeq and is a predicted model, not a curated record.